AUGGAAAGUGCGCGGAAAAGCAAAGGAGCUCGCCAAUCCAUAAAUGCUAGGGUAAGCAAUAUGUUUGGAGCUCGGCAUGUUUCAGACCAACGUCCCGUUACAAACAAAGACUUCCAAAAUAACUGUAUUAGGCGCAUUAUUGAAUAUUUCCAGUCAAAAAAAUCAGAUUUUGUGAUUACUCCAAAGCAGCUUCAAAACCCAAGCGCAAAAGACUUUUCUUCAAUUUUGCUUGCUCUUGUAAAACAAAUAGAUGAAUCUUAUGAAUUUACACAAAAAAUUGAAGAUGAAGUUCCCGCCCUAUUUAAAAGCUUAGGAUAUCCUUUUACCCUAGGCAAAAGUUCUUUAUUAGCUGUUGGAGCUCCUAAUUCUUGACCAGCCGUUUUGGCAGCUUUAACAUGGCUUCUUGAUUUAGUUUUGUAUUUACUCCUACCUCUAUAAAUUGUAACCAAAAAAUAUUCCAAUUUCACAAUAAAAAAGUUAUAUAAAAUUUGACAUAAAUCGAACUUUUAUAUAUUUUAUGAAGAAUUCAUUCAUAAUAUUAAUAUCUGGACAAGCAUAGGUCGCAACCCCCCACCCCCACCCCCCCUAAAAGUGGUACCCCCAACCCCCACACACCCCCCUUUUUAAUGGUACCCCCACCCCCCCCUAAAAAUGGCACCCCCACCCCCCUUAAUAUAGCAUAAAUAUAUGACAAAUGCCAAUUUAGAGCAGACGUAAUAAAUAAAUGAUUAUUUUAAAUAUUCAAAAUUACUGAUUUAUACAAUAUCCACAUAGCGUAGCACAAUCGAUUAAGGAGUAGGUGGAAUGAUGUGAGAAUUUCCUAUAACUACUAAGCACACCACAUAUGAAAAUUUGUUAGCGAGCAUAAUAAUGAUCUUUGGUAUUAAUUAGCAAUAUAUCCUGCAUAUAUUUAUGAACUUUGUGGAACAAUGGCUAAAAGUCGAAUUAGAGAUCCAAAAGUAAAAUUGACAAUAGCAAAUACUAUUUUUAUUACCACUAUUGAAUCCUGUUACCAAUUCAGUCCUGCAAUCCUUGUACAAUGGACAUUAGAUUAGCUUUAAUGUAUGAAUCAAUAAAUUUAAUGCAAUUAUUGUGUUGUGCUUGGCUCAUUUAAUAAUUAAUGCCAUUAUCUAUAUCUUUGGCAUUAUAUUUAUAAAUAUAAAGAGCAAAUUUAAUAUAUUCUCUAAUUAAUUGCUAAUUAAUUUAAAUUUAUUAAUUAAUCAUAAAUAUAAAGUAAUUUGUGGGCUUAAUUUAUCAAUAUAGUGUUUUAAAUGGGGUUAUAUUUAAUUUAUUUUGCUUAUUUCCUAUCAAUUACUUCUAUAGAAUAAACCCGAGAGGGGGGGCGUGGGGGUGCCAUCUGUGAAAGGGGGGUGGGGGGUACCAUUUUUAGGGGGUGGGGGGGGGUGUGGGGUUGCUACCUAUGCUUGACCAAAUAUCAAUUAGAAUAUUGAUUGUUAGAAUAGCAUUCCUCAUUAAAUAACUAGAAAAUGAAAAAUUUUACCUAUAUUUUGUUCAAAUUUAAAGGUAGGAGCUAGAAAAAUCAAAUGAUGAAGAAGAAGAUUUUUAUAAUCGUGAGCAGAGCGAAAAUGAGCUUUAUGCUGAACAUUUAAUGAGAUGCUAUGAAUUGUUUUUAACUGGGCAGGAUUAUUCUGAUGAACUUUCUGAUUUAAGGUUUCAGCUGGAAAAAAGAGUCCAAGAGGUGUCAAUGCAGACGAAUAAGAUGAAAGAGCUGAUAGUUACAUUGAGACAAGAAAAAGAAGGCCUGAAAAUUUCUGAAAGAAACCCAAAGCUAUUAGAUGAGCAAAUAAAAUAUGCGAAAUUUUAUAGUAAAUUUUAUAUAAAUAAUCUUAUUUAUAGAGAAUAAUGCAUUUAUAAAAGCUAUUUAUUCCUAAUAUUAAUAAGAAACAUAUGCCCUUCUCUCACAGAAAAAAUGGCCCAUCAUUAUGAAUAUAUAUAAAUUAAUUAAAAAACCUAAAAAUUCCCCAAUAAAAUUGCUUGAGCAAGAACUCGAAAGUUUAAGCAACAUGGACAAUAUUUUAAAAACCCAAGAUCAGCUAGAAUCACAGCUAAAUUAUUUAAAAGACGAAAACGAGUCCUGAAGGUUAACUUUAGAAAGCAAAAUCAACGACUUAGAAGUUUUAAAGCUAAGAAUCAAUGCCCAAGAAUUAAGCCUAGAAGACAAAAACAGAAUCCAACAAGCAGCAGUUUUUGUAGAUCAAGCUAUAAAAGAUGUGAAAAAAGAGCGCGACCAAUUAAACCAAAUCCACUGAGAAAUGCAGCAGAAGCUACAGCAGCAAAUAAAUAACUGCUACAUUCUUGUGAAAAACUACCAACAUAGCGCUAGUGAGAUCCAAAUAAUCCCUCCUGGAGCAAAAAACUCUUAUGGGCUAGACCUCAGAAUUACUUUUAAACCUGAAAAUUUGCAAGGAAACCACAAUGAAACUGAAGUAAUUGAGCCUCAAAAUUUCCUUGAGCCUAUAAGAGAAUGCACAGAAAAGCUACAAGCAGAAAUAGACGAAAAAAUCAUUGAUUUAGAUAACGAAAAAUACAGGCUUGUCAACGAAAAUGACGAAAAAGCCCACAGUCUGCCUGAUUUUGACUCAAAAAUCCAACAAUUGUCAAUAAAUUUUGAAAAAUUACAAAAAAUAUACCAAAAUGUGUCAGAGUAUCACAACCAGAAAAUUAUUGACCAAAAAGCAAGGGAUUAUGGAGAUUUAGAGAAAACUAUUGAAGAAAUCAAAGAAGACCUUAACGAGCUGCAUAUGGAAAACACCAAAAUUUCUGAAACUUUUGAAGAAGAAAGGCGAGAACUAGCUAAAUUUCAGGUAGAGUCGUUAGCAGAAAAAAGAGAAAGCAUACAGAUCAUUAAGCAGGAUGUGCAGUUAUUGAUGUCGCAUAAAAUUAAGGUUAUUGAUGUCCUAAUGGAGAUCCAGAAUUUCAUGAAAAUGCAGGUAGAAAGCUUAAUUAAUUAG
Molecule: messenger RNA, 2972 nt
Organism: Blepharisma stoltei
Lineage: Eukaryota; Ciliophora; Heterotrichea; Heterotrichida; Blepharismidae
Source: the annotation of a GenBank genome assembly